Messenger RNA from Trichomycterus rosablanca, 561 nucleotides. RefSeq names its product leucine-rich repeat-containing protein 58-like. The annotation marks the transcript as partial. The record is from RefSeq and is a predicted model, not a curated record. The transcript has a single exon. Lineage: Eukaryota; Metazoa; Chordata; Actinopteri; Siluriformes; Trichomycteridae. Gene Ontology annotation, molecular function: protein binding.
AAGCAGCCUGUGUGAUUUAAUGUGAGCGGAUAAUAAGAGGAUAACCGACCUACAGCAUGAUUUAAACUGUACAGAAGGACUCGUUUAGGGCUAAUCAUUAAACAUGGAGUGUUCCGAAGGAGCAGACGGCGGUGAAAGAGUGUUGGAUUUAUCUCACUUGGGUUUAAACAGUGUGAAUGUGGACAGUGUGGCUGAGAAACGCAGGGCUGAGACCUCAUAUCUUCUCCUCUGUUAUAACAGACUGACAGCCCUGCCGAUCUCCAUCCAUCUCUUCACCAACCUCCAGUUCCUGGACGUGAGUAAUAACGCCCUGACCGACCUGAGUGAGGCCAUCACCGGCCUGAGCAACCUCCAAACCCUGCUGGCCAAGAACAACCGACUGGAUGAGUUCUCUCUGCCCAAAGACUUGAGCUCUCUCCAGCGGCUGGAGGUGGUGAACCUGAGUGGGAACAGAUUCGAACAGAUCCCCAAACAGCUGCUGCACCUACCCCGCCUCCAGUCCCUGUCCUUCGGGGGGAACCGACUUAAACAUAUACCUGCUGAGAUUGACUGCCUCAAAAG